Messenger RNA from Argentina anserina (silverweed cinquefoil), 3257 nucleotides. Its product is annotated as alpha-mannosidase At3g26720-like. Gene Ontology annotation, biological process: mannose metabolic process. The transcript is spliced from 25 exons. Gene Ontology annotation, molecular function: alpha-mannosidase activity; carbohydrate binding. The coding region runs from base 113 to 3169 and encodes 1018 amino acids. NCBI's taxonomy places the organism in Eukaryota, Viridiplantae, Streptophyta, Magnoliopsida, Rosales, Rosaceae. The record is from RefSeq and is a predicted model, not a curated record.
AAUGGCAAAAAGUACACGCCUCUGAAACGAGGCUUUGCGCUGAAGCGAUGAUCACACUGACAUUAAGAGGCCUCUAGUUCACUGAUUCUGUAAUGCUCUCUCAGUUCCGGUGAUGGCGCUGCUGUUUCUGUUGCUGUUGCUGGCGGUGUUGCUGCUGGGCGCACAAUCGGAGUACAUAGCUUACAAUACGACGGCGGGUAUCGUCCCGGGGAAGCUCAACGUCCAUUUGGUUCCUCACUCUCACGACGACGUCGGGUGGCUUAAGACGGUGGACCAGUACUACGUCGGCGCCAACAAUUCGAUUCGCGGUGCUUGCGUACAGAACGUCAUCGACUCCGUCAUCUCCUCCUUAUUCGAGGAUAAGAACCGCAAGUUCAUCUAUGUUGAGAUCGCCUUCUUCCAGAGAUGGUGGCGCCAGCAGAGCCCUUCUAUGAAGAUCAAAGUCAAGCACCUGGUCACCUCUGGUCAACUCGAGUUCAUCAAUGGGGGCAUGUGUAUGCACGACGAGGCCACCGCGCACUACAUUGAUUUGAUUGAUCAGACGACCCUGGGCCAUCAGUUUAUACUGAAAGAGUUUGGUCAGACUCCUCGUGUUGGCUGGCAGAUUGAUCCUUUUGGCCAUUCUGCUGUUCAAGCUUACUUGCUUGGUGCUGAGUUAGGUUUCGAUUCCCUCUUUUUUGCUCGAAUUGAUUACCAAGAUAGAGCAGUUCGACUCAGGGAUAAGACUCUUGAGGUUAUAUGGCAGGCUUCUAAGUCCCUUGCUUCGUCUUCACAGAUUUUCACUGGCGUAUUCCCAAGGCACUAUGAUCCUCCUGAUGGUUUCGUUUAUGAAAUAAAUGAUGUGUCACCCCCUAUUCAGGAUGACAUUCUGCUGUUUGACUACAACGUCCAAGAGCGAGUCAAUGACUUUGUUUCAGCUGCUUUAGCCCAGGCUAAAGUGACAAGAACAAAUCAUAUUAUGUGGCUCAUGGGGACAGACUUUCGCUACCAAUAUGCAAAUUCAUGGUUCAGGCAAAUGGACAAAUUCAUUCAUUAUGUCAACCAGGAUGGGCGUGUCAAUGCAUUUUAUUCAACUCCAUCAAUCUACACUGACGCAAAAUAUGCGGCAGAUGAACAAUGGCCUCUCAAAACUGAUGAUUUCUUUCCAUAUGCCGACCAUCCAAAUGCAUAUUGGACUGGUUAUUUUACAAGUCGUCCAGCUUUUAAAGGUUAUGUCCGAUUUUUGAGUGGUUACUAUCUGGCAGCAAGGCAGUUGGAAUUCUUCAAAGGCAGGAGUGGUUCUGGAGCAAAUACUGAUGCAUUAGCUAAUGCCUUGGCUAUUGUUCAACAUCAUGAUGCAGUUAGUGGUACACAAAGACAGCAUGUGGCUGCUGAUUAUGCAUUGCGGUUGUCAGUAGGUUAUUUGGAGGCUGAAAAGUUGGUUUCCUCUUCUCUUGCUUACCUUUCAGAGUCAGAACCAAGUUCUGGGCAGAAGUGCACAUCCACAAAAUUUGAACAAUGCCCUCUUCUAAACGUCAGUUAUUGUCCACCAUCAGAAGCUGUCUUAUCUGAUGGGAAAAGCUUGGUUGUUGUAAUCUACAAUCCUCUUGGUUGGAAGAGAGAGGAAGUAAUACGGAUCCCUGUUUCCAAUGAAAGGGUCACUGUUCAAGAUUCUAGCCGAAGAAUAAUUGAGGCUCAGCUUCUACCACUCUCAAAUGCCAGGUUGAAAUUAAGAAGUUACUAUGUCAGAGCACAUUUGGGAAAUACCCCUAGGGAACUACCCAAGUAUUGGCUAGCUUUUUCAGUAACGGUACCACCACUUGGUUUCAGCUCUUACACUGUCUUGAGUGCAAAACAGACAGAUAUAGAUCGAAGGUCAACUGUCUCCACAGUAUACACAUCAAAAGGAAAUACAAAUAAGACCAUAGAAGUUGGACAAGGGAAUCUAAAGCUACUUUAUUCUGCAAAUGAAGGAAAACUUGCUCGUUAUUUGAACAGCAGAAACAUGGUUACGGCUGUUGCAGAACAAUCAUAUAGUUAUUAUACAGGAAAUGAUGGAACUGACAAAGAUCCUCAGGCCUCUGGGGCGUAUGUAUUUCGACCGAAUGACACAGUUGUUAUCAAAUCUGAAGAAAAGGUCUCUCUCACUGUGAUGCGAGGCCCGAUAUUAGAUGAAGUGCAUCAGCAGAUCAAUCAAUGGGUGUCUCAGGUUACGAGGUUAUACAAAGGAAAGGAGCAUGCUGAAGUAGAGUUCACUAUUGGGCCUAUACCCGUGGAUGAUGGUACUGGAAAAGAAAUCACAACUCAACUUACAACAGCCAUGAAGACCAAUAAGACAUUCUACACGGAUUCUAAUGGUCGAGACUUCAUUAAGCGGGUUCGAGAUUUCAGGACAGAUUGGCACCUACAAGUGAACCAACCAAUAGCCGGAAAUUAUUACCCAAUUAAUCUUGGAAUCUAUGUGCAAGAUAGCAGUACAGAACUUUCAGUCUUGGUUGAUCGUGCAGUGGGGGGAACUAGCUUAGUAGAUGGUCAAGUAGAGCUGAUGCUUCACAGGAGGCUAAUUCAUGACGAUAUUAGAGGUGUUGGUGAGACGCUAAAUGAAACAGUUUGUGUUUCAGACAUGUGUGAAGGUUUAACUGUCCAAGGGAAGUUUUAUCUCAGAAUUGAUCCUCUUGGGGAAGGUUCUAAGUGGCGUCGCACAGCUGGUCAAGAGAUAAGUGCUCCACUUAUAUUGGCCUUUGCUGAAGAGGAAGGAAAUGAUUGGAUGAAUUCUCAUGUACCCACAUUUUCGGGAAUUGACCCUUCCUAUGCCUUACCAGACAAUGUUGCCGUGAUAACCCUCCAGGAACUUGAAAAUGGGAAAGUACUCCUUCGGUUGGCUCACCUAUACGAGAGCGGUGAGGACAAGGACCAUUCUGUACUGUCAAAUGUGGAACUAAGAAAGUUGUUUCCAAGGAAAAAGAUCAUCAAAGUGACAGAGACGAGUUUAUCUGCCAAUCAAGAAAGAGGUGAAAUGGAGAAGAGGAAAUUAGAUUGGAAAGUGGAAGGAUUUGGCGGAGCCGGCAUAGAGUCUAAGGUGGUGAGGGGAGGCGCUGUUGACCCUGCAAAACUGGUGGUGGAACUUGCACCGAUGGAAAUACGCACUUUCCUUAUUGACUUGGAUUACCUUCACAUGUAUGGUUCCUGAAUCCUGAAGAAACAAGAUUUGGGCGUCGACCACGUACUUGUUGCUGUAGAUUGUAUCUUGUAAACUAAUCGAGACCGAAAUUGGAAAA